Messenger RNA from Fopius arisanus, 2204 nucleotides. RefSeq names its product Regena (gene Rga). Gene Ontology annotation, biological process: nuclear-transcribed mRNA poly(A) tail shortening; regulation of DNA-templated transcription; regulation of stem cell population maintenance. The coding region runs from base 716 to 2089 and encodes 457 amino acids. The record is from RefSeq and is a predicted model, not a curated record. NCBI's taxonomy places the organism in Eukaryota, Metazoa, Arthropoda, Insecta, Hymenoptera, Braconidae. The transcript has 8 exons. Gene Ontology annotation, cellular component: P-body; CCR4-NOT core complex.
CUGCAUUUUCUGCCUCGAUUUUUUUUUUCCAUUAAAAAAAAUCCAAGAGAUUGAAAAAAAAAACUGUUUUCCUAUAUAUAUGUUGAACAGUAUCGACUGCCAAACGUGUCUAGCUUCUGGUUGGUCGGAAUAACGUGAUAUUUGUACCAUAGAUUUGUAAAUAGUAUUUAUUCCGAGUGAUAAUUGGAAUUAGCCUGUGAAAAAAAGUGACCAUUUUUCAGUGGUUGUAUAAAGAGAGGCUGGAGUACCGGGCGCUUCGGGUUGCUGAUUUGAGUGCAUUUGUGAAAUUUGCUAAUAUGGCAGAAUUUUGUGACUGUGGUGUUGUUUGACUUUGUGAUUGAAGCUGAAUAAACCGCAGGCAGUAUUAGGUGAUUGUGGAUUCGAUGGUGUAUUUCGAUAAAAAAUGUAUGGUGUCAGUAUGAAAUAAGUGUUGAUGCACCACUGACGUGACAUUUGGCUUUGUUAAGCGGGGGACAUUGCCCGCCUAAAUUCUUCCACAUCCCAACAUUGGGACACAUUUGUAUCAGUGGGGAAACAACAAGAAAUAUUGUCAUUAAUUUCAACGUUGGCCCAGUGUUUUCAGUUUAUUUUUUAUAGAUACGGUAUAUGUACUAUUGUUUAUAAUGAGUACCUGUGAAUUCUCGGCGCAGGGGUAAAAAGCAGCUGGGAGAGCAAAAUAUAGCAGGUUAUUGAAAUAGGUGUGCCUAGGAGGGCUAUGGCAAAUCUGAAUUUUGAACAGCCACCACGCAGUAUAGCUACCGCAAGCCUAUCAUCACGUGGGGCUGGUGGUGGGGGCUUAAGCUCAUCCACCCUAGUGGGUCAUGUCACACCAACAUCGGGCAUGUUCUCUGGUUCAUCGGCAAGUACCUCGAGUACAGCCAAUUCGUCGAUCGUUGGAGCGAGCAUUUAUCCCGGCACUGGAGCUGGUGCACAGGCCAGUGGACAUCAGCAGCAGUUGUCGCCUAUGGGAAGCAGAGGGCUGUUUGGACAGAGAGCUUUUGCUGACAGGCGUACCAUGCCUGCUCUUGGGAACUCUAAUCCAAUGGGUAGUAUGGGAAGUUUUGGAAUACCUCAAAGUCGGAGUUACGGAUCUCAAGGUGCGAUCAACAAUUUCCAUUCUGUGUUCGGUAGCGGCGGCGGUGGAGAUACGAGUACUCCUCCACUGUUGGAUCUCUCAGAGUUUCCUUCAUUAACGAAUAGGGGACAAGGUGAUUCUAUGCCACAGCCCAGCCCCAUGCCAGGAAAGCAAGCUUAUGUUGGUAUGGUAAAGCAGCCUACAUCUGAAUCGAGUGAAUUUACUAUGAGUUCAGAAGACUUUCCAGCGUUACCCGGCACCCAGAGUAGGGACGGACCAUCCCCGGGCGGUAGUGUUACAGGGGAUAAGAGUUUGUCGGUGGGUUUAGGACCGGAAAUUGGCCAGGAUGUAUUACAGAGUAACCGAGCGCCGGGUUCCGAAAAAUCACAGGCAUCGAAAAGAGGAAUUCAGACAUCGCAAGAUGGCAAAGUGACGAAUAUACCGUCUAGUAUGGUCAAAGACCAAUUCGGUAUGGUUGGACUAUUGACGUUCAUCAGAGCCGCGGAAACUGACCCAAACCUCGUGUCAUUGGCACUCGGACAAGACUUAACAGCCCUAGGACUCAAUCUAAACUCACCUGAAAAUCUCUACCCAAAUUUCGGUGGCCCCUGGGCGGAAACGCCUUGUCGACCGCAGGACAUUGACUUCCACGUACCCCCAGAGUACCUCAUCAAUGCGUCCAUAAGGGAGAAGUUGGCACCUGUUAAACUCAAUCGGUACAAGGACGAUCUCUUGUUUUAUAUGUUUUAUACGAAUGUUGGGGAUGUGUUACAAUUGGCUGCAGCAGCCGAGUUAUACACCAGAGAGUGGCGAUAUCACAUGGAGGAGAAGGUCUGGAUUACACAAGCACCUGGACUGGGCAUGGUCGAGAAGACUUCAACGUACGAGCGUGGUACUUACUACUACUUUGAUGCGCAAAGCUGGAGAAAGGUUGCUAAAGAGUUUCAUCUCGAUUAUACCAAGCUGGAGAGUAGACCUCAUCUUCCCACGACUUUUCAUCAAGCUCAGCCUUGACUACAGAUUUGCCUGCAGAUUCUUGUGCUGUAUGUGAAGCUGGCCGAAUCCGGCCAUUGUAUAAAUGAACAAAUUUAAUAAUCUUUAAUAAAAACAUAAAUUCGAAGAGUAAAAA